CCGGCGGAUGUUUACAAGUUUUCAUGGAGAUGUGCAAGUGUCAAUAGUUUUGGAUGAAGAGUGUAAGAUAGGAGCUAUUUCAUAAUGCUUUAAGCUGCUCCAACUACUAGCAAUAGCUGGAGGAUUAGCUCUGAAAGUUGGAACCAGGCAGAAUGGUCCAGUUGAGGUUUGACAGUGAUGAUGAUGAUGAUGGUUACAUGCUGGAACCAUCCAAGGAGAAAUUUACAAUCCGUAAACCAGUCACACCAUAUGUCUGCUCAACACCAUGUGAUUUUGAUGAUGAAAGGAAGUAUCUGGCACAGGAAGUGUUCCCACAGCUUGAAGAGCUGUGUCAUCAACGUGGAACUGCCUUUUCUCCAGUAGAUAUAAAAUGGUUACCAGACAGUCUUCAAACAGACAGUGGUCACCUGCUACGUAUAAACCUCGACUUUAUUACGAGGUGCAGCCCUUACUUUAUAUGUUUACUUGGAGAAUCAUAUGGACCUCAUAGAGUGCCAGAAGGUGGAAAAUUGCCAGAAAAUUUAAAUAGCUUACCAGAAGAAGCUUCGUGGAUAGAUAAAAAUUUUUUAGUUGCUGCAAGUGCUGGAUACACAUGGAUAUUGAAAGAGGUACAUCAGAACUGUAGUAUACCUGAACUUGAGAUAAUUCAAGCGGCUUUCCUGAGUGACAACAGAUACUGCCAGUUUUACUACAGACAACCAGAACAUUUAGACCAUAAAUUACAAGACAUAUCAGGACAUGAAAGGGAGAAAAUAAUUGCAUUGCAUAAACCUGAGAGUGAAUAUGCAGACUUGAAUAUACGAGAUUUGAAGCAGCGUAUAGUCAACAAAGGACUUCCAGUGAAAUAUUUUCAGACGUGCCAAGAGCUUGGUUCACAUGUACUAAAAGAUUGGAAAGACAUCAUUGAUGAAAUGUACCCACCGUUACUUGGUGGCCUUGGAAUGUUAGAUAGUGAAGAAUAUAGAGAAUGGAUGAAUCAUGAAGUUUUCUCUGAGAGCAGACGACAUAUUUACUUGAAUCACUCAGAGUUACGUACCCUGAAAACAGAGUUGACAAACUUCUGCAGUACUGUACUUGAUGAACCUGCGUAUGAUCAUGAUGAAAAUUUAGAUCAAAACUACAAACCAUAUACAGUUUCAAAUUUUCUGCGGAAACAACCGGAGAUAUGUGUGAAAUAUAAAUCAAUCUUCAUGCUCAAAGGUGAUCGUGGAAUAGGCAAGUCAUCUCUAGUUGCGAACUGGGUCAAACAAUUUAUGGCUGAGCACUCAGAGGUGAAAGUCUUAAGUCACUUUGUAGGUUGCAGUGGGAGAAGUAGAGAUGUUGCAACAUUCCUCAGAAGGGCUAUUUUAGAGCUUAGAGAGGAAUAUUUAACUGAUGAUGAUGAUUGCCAUCCGGAUGGAGAGGUGUCGAGGCAACAAUUUAAGGAGCUAUGUGGGAGUUUUCAGUCAGCUCUGUCACUAGGACCAUGUGUGAUAUUAAUAGAUGGAGUAGAUGAACUAGGGGCUACUAUGGGACUAAGCCCCCAAGAGGUGAAGUUAUUUUCCUGGAUCCCACUGCCAUUACCACCACAGUGUCGUUUUGUAGUAACAACCUUGAACUCUGACUUCAGUCAUGGCAACUUGUUAAAAAGGCCUGAUACAAAGGUUGUAUCAUUGUCAAGUUUGAAUACCACAAAAGUAAAAGCAGAGAUGCUGGAGGAUCAUAUGCAGGUGCACUUUGAUCACCUCAAACGGUCACAGUUACAAACAAUAUUUGAAUCUAAAUUAUCUGGGCGACCAUUGUUCUUGAAGAUUAUGGGAAAUGAAAUGUGCUCAUAUAGUGUGUAUACAGAUUUGAAUGUUUAUGCUGACAUGAUCAGAGAAAUGUGUACAUCUAUAAGAGACCUACUUAUACGCUGUUUCAAACGGUGGUCUCAGGAUCACAGUUGGACAUAUGAAAUUUUGUCUGCUGAGCAAACAGAAAGUGAUGCUGCAGAUUUUAUUGGCUGGGUGCCAGAUGUAUUGCGUCUGCUUGCAGUGUCAAGGUCUGGAUUGACUGCAAAUGAGAUUUUGGAUACUCUUGUUUCUAUGGGUUACCAAGAGAAUGUGAAAGUUACCCAGUUUGACUGGUUAAUGUUUCAGCUUUGCAUGGGAGAAAAUAUUACGCAAAGUCCAUAUGGCAUGUUAAAUUUCUCACAUCAACACACGAGGGAGGUUGUUGAAUAUGUUCUCCUACGCAUAGUGAAGCCAUCAACUGCUGAGAUAUUUUCGCACACUGAGAAUGACAAGGAAUGGAAAAAGCAGAAGAGAGAAUUCCAUCAGUACCUUGUCAGGUAUUUUUAUCGUCAAGGUCACAGUCAGAGGAGGGUGGAAGAGUUACCAUGGCAACUGUUGAUGGCAGGGGAAAUGAAACUUUUAGCUGAAAUCUUAGCAGAACCACAGAUGUUUGAGAGCUUGUAUGAUGCAGAGAAUAGGUACCCAUCUAAUCACUAUGAUCUCCGACUUUACUGGUACUACCUGGAGAAAGAAGGAUACAGUGCUGUUGACACAUAUAAUCAGUUAUUGCUUCGUGUUGGUGCUCUUGUGCCUGAACCAGAGAAAAUAGAGGUUGAGAGUGUGGAAGGGAGUGGUUCAGUAUCUAAUAUAUCAGAGACAAGCUUUGUGGAGAAGUCUGAGGUUGAUCAGCCUCCAAUCAUGUUGUUCUCCCCAGCCUCGCAUAACAUUCCCUCCAUUUUCACAACUCCAGCUUCUGACACCAAAUUGUCCGUGAUUGAGGAGGCGAGUGAUAUAAUGUCAAAGGAUGAUCGAAGCAGUAUAGGUGACAUUACCAAUGGUGGAGAUUCAAUAUUUCUUACACAAGGAGCUGAAGCUGAGGAGAGGAAGUUUGACUUGAGCCCGGCUGAAGUGAUAAAACUAACGUGGCAUGUCAGUCAAUUUAUUCUAGAAAUGGGACACAGGCAGACAGGGGAGACAAUCCUGCAGGCCUUGAAUACAACACUUAUGAAGAGUUAUCCCCUCAUUGAAAGUGAUCAGCUGGUUCAUUCAAAAGUUCAGGAAUGUUUAGGUCAGCUAUAUUUAGAUCAGAAUGACCAUGAACUUGCAGAGAAAUGGUAUAAGAAAGCUCUACGCACUGUUAUGGAUAUAGUUGAACCAGAAGAAUCCUCAAACUUUUUCAUGGAACUUCAGGGUCUUAAAGGAAAAAUUAUACAACAGAUUGGAUGUCUACAUUUGCAGAAAGGUUCAAUAGAUGAUGCUGAUGACCUCCUGGAAGAAGCUCAUGACCUCGUGGUGGUCACAAAUAAACUGACUGCCAGGGCAACAAUCCUAUUUCACAUAGGAAUUGUGAGAAUGCUUCAGAAUGAUUAUUUGAUGGCAGAGACAAACUUACGCAAGAGUUUAAUGCUAAGACAGAUGUGGUAUGGUAGAAAUCACACUUUGGUAGCAGACAUUCUUUUCCAACUGGGGGUACUUAUGGCAGAUGAAAAAAAUGAUAAAGGAUUUGAUAAAAGAGCUGCCAGUGAUGCAUUGCGCAGAUGUCUCGAGAUACGAGAAUUCCACCUUGACAAAGAUCAUAUUCAAGUUGCUGAAUGUCUGUUUGAGCUAGGAAAGUUGUUGAAACAGGAGACAAGUUUUUGUGGACGAGCAGAAUGUAACAGUUUGCUAACAAGAGCUCUAGAUAUAAGAAUUACAAGACUUGGAAGUGAGCAUAUAGAAACAAGGGCAGUUCGCCAGUACUUAAACAAUCUAGAAACGUCGUUGAAGGCAGCUAAACAUGAUAUAAGGUCAUCAGAAAGACCAUACAGCUCCUUGUCAUGGAGGAGUCACGAUCUAGCCAACAUUGAAAAGAAAUCACGUCUGCAGUCUGGCAGAUCAAGCAGUUAUGGUCAGGUGUCCCGGCCAGGAAGUCAGAUGUCACGGGCAGGAAGUCACGUGUCCCGUUCAUACAGCCAAAACAUCUCUCGUCCUGUGAGUAGCCAGAUGGACUUUGUCAAUGCAAUGAGCAAACAGACAAGCACAAUGUCUGCAUCAGAGAAGUUAAUGCUUGAGUCAAGUUUUACACCAAGGCUUUUACAAAGAGAAACUGUACAUAGGAAAUUAAAACAGAAAGAUGGUAUAUCCCCACAAUUAUCUCCACACAGUGAACAUUCUCUACAUGCUGAAGAGGAGACAAAACAUGUCAGUAUUGAGGGAGAGUCUGGACAUGUUCAUAAAGCACACAAAGUUAACAAUGAAGUCUUGUUAGAUAGUUUUGCAGCAGAAAGUGAUAAAGCUGCUGUUUCAUUUAGAGCAACACCAACAAGAAAACCUGUAGAAGAGCCAUUGGGAAGAGAGACUCCACCACAAAGACUGUAUCGUCGAUUUGGUAGCCCAGAAAACAUGAUGCAAGGUAAUUUAGCAGCAAUGAGAAGUGGUGAAGUGACACUUCGAACAUCUGAGAUGAGUAUGGCUACUGGAAAAGAAUCUACAGGUAGACACAAACGACCAAUCAGUAGUGCACGAAGUAUACGAAGCAUUGGCAGUUCAUUGUAUACUAGUGCUUCAGGAAUGUCUUCGGCCAGUCAUAAAUCUAACUGUGAUAUACCACGAGGUCCUCAUAGUCUUCAUAUCAGUAAUGCUAGAAGUACAACCAUGGGUCCUCAUAGCUCUGUUAACAGUUUAAUGGGAGAGAUGGGGCCUAAGGAUGUUUCAAGAGUAAUACAUCAUAAAUCCGCAUGGUACCAUGUACCUGGGCGCUACAGCACUGUAAAUAAUCCUUAUGCCCCUAAACGUUCACAAAAACGUUAUGAGGCUAAAAGGCUUGAAAAAUCUAUUUCACCAGUGGCAGAAGACCCUCAUAAGACAUUCAUGAAAAGUGACUAUAGGAAAAAUAAUCCAAGAAUGCUAAACAAAGGUUAUCCUGGGAAACAUGGUCAUACUUGCAGCAAAGGGCAUUUGUAUGUUCCUUACCCUCGUGAUAAAAAGCAGUAUAUUAUAUGUGAUAGGUGUCAGAAAGAAACUGAAGAAAUUAUUGCAGCACAAGAAAAUGAACUGCUUGGUAUUGUUGAAGGAGGUGUUGAGAAUGGGUUGAUGUUGGCCCCAACAGUGAAUGGUCUGACAGCACCAGAUAGACCCAGGCAAGCAAGUUUUGUUUAUGAAGAACCAAUGAUACCAGAUGAUUAUGAUAUGUAUCAAAACACUGGAAGUAUGGUUACUUUCAAAGAUACUGUAGUCAUAAAUUGAUAAAUAAUAACUUUAUCAUUAAUUAUUUCAUAUGCAUGUAUUAAUGUGAAAAAUUAUGUGAUAAUGAAGUUUGACUGUACUGAAACUAGUAAAAAGAAAAGAAAGAUCAUGAAGCAGAGAAGCAGGAAGAACAUCAGUUAAAUUUGAUGGCUUGAUCUUAACUCUUACUUAUAUAUGACCAUUUUAUUUUUUUUUAACUAUGAUGACCUUUUGUCAAUUUAAGAUUUAACAAUUUAACAUUUCUAUGGAAACUUUUAGACUUUCGCUAUAAUGAUGUAUUUGAUUCUAAUAUUACUUGGCAUGAAUAUAUAUUUUAUAUGGAUAUGAUAUGCCUCAAAUUUCAUGGAAUUGAAUUUGUAUUUUGUUGAAUUAGAUUUAAUAACUUAACAUUGCUUCCAUGGAAUUUUAAGACCUUUAACUGAUUUAUAUAUGAAGUAUAACUUACAAUUAGCAUUUAGUAUUUAAACUACAUUUGUAUGUUAAUUUCUGAUCUGAUUUGAUUCAAUGAAUUGAUAUUUUAAACAAACAUUUACACUUGA
Molecule: messenger RNA, 5737 nt
Organism: Ruditapes philippinarum (Manila clam)
Lineage: Eukaryota; Metazoa; Mollusca; Bivalvia; Venerida; Veneridae
Product: TPR repeat-containing protein DDB_G0287407-like
Exons: 20
Coding region: 153-5198 (1681 amino acids)
Cellular component (GO): Cul4-RING E3 ubiquitin ligase complex
Molecular function (GO): protein binding
Source: RefSeq, a predicted model, not a curated record